AUGUACAAGGUAUUGGAGCGCAUUAUCCUGGACCGACUCAUUAAGCAUUGCGAAAAAACAACGCGGGACGAGCAAGCUGGCUUUCGUCCUGGCCGAUCUACGAUUGACCAGGUGUUCAUCGUCAGGAGAGUGAUCGAAAUCUGGCAGCACUAUUCGAAGCUAAUACAAUUAAGCCUUCUGGACUUUGAAGCCGCUUUCGACUCUUCUCACCGAGGCCGUCUUCUCAACGCGAUCCGCGCCGAUAGAGUGCCAGGAAAGUUCGUUCGCUUGCUUGAUGACAUGGAUAAGCGAACAACUGCUGUAGUUCGAACACCAGCCGGAUGUACAACACCGUUUGAGGUGGUAACUGAAGUAAGACAAGGGGCAGUGGCAGGACCCUUCCUGUUCAAUUUCGCCAUCGACGACAUUAUGCGAAGAACAGUAGAUCAGUGUCCUGCCGAUAUCAUUUUAGCACCAUUAGGACAUCCCUUGACCGAUCUCGAGUACUCUGACGAUUUUGUUAUAUUCGCGGAAGGCAGUACGAAAUUUCAAAAUCAUGUCAACCUUGUAUAG
Necator americanus (New World hookworm) is the source of this 552-nucleotide messenger RNA. RefSeq lists its product as uncharacterized. The transcript has a single exon. Bases 1 to 552 code for a protein of 183 amino acids. The record is from RefSeq and is a predicted model, not a curated record. NCBI's taxonomy places the organism in Eukaryota, Metazoa, Nematoda, Chromadorea, Rhabditida, Ancylostomatidae.